Lolium perenne is the source of this 841-nucleotide messenger RNA. The record is from RefSeq and is a predicted model, not a curated record. NCBI's taxonomy places the organism in Eukaryota, Viridiplantae, Streptophyta, Magnoliopsida, Poales, Poaceae.
GCUAAAACUAUUCCAAUUCCCCGGUGGCAAGGCUGGUAAAGGAACAAAAUAUAAAUUGGAGAACGAAGAGAAGGAUUGUAUAAUGCUAUAUGUGCUUAUGAACAUGGAGGAAGUGAUCCCAUUCGUAAGCGAAUUCACGGAUGAAAUGUGGCCGUAUGAUGAAUUGCCCGAAACCUCGGAGAUGGACACUCUACUGAAAGACGGUGCUCCCGGAAUUAAUAAAAACUUUGUGACAUGGUUCAUGGAAAAAGGCCGUGAGAGAAACGUUGAUAUGAUAGAUGAGUUGAAAUGUGUUUCCCAAGGUUGUAGCCGUGAGGUGACCAAGUAUGAGAAGUAUGAUGUGAAUGGGUUUCGCUUCCACACAGAGACGCACCAGAAGGGCCGGGCGAAUCCCAAAACGAUAAAUACUGGGGUCUUCACCAAAGGAGCCAACAACUUUGAUUACUACGGAAGGUUACAAAGUGUAUACGAGUUGACAUUCAAUCGUACGAACGUGCAACUCAAUAUCGUCGUGUUCAAGUGUCAUUGGUUCGACCCAAUAGGUGGACAGAGAAGUGAUAAGUCCAUUGGGUUAGUUGAAGUUAAGCCUUCAACCACCUAUAGCGGAGCCGAUGUCUUUAUUGUGGCUCACCAAGCCAAGCAAGUUUAUUAUUUGCCCUACCCAUGCCAGAAAGCGGAACUCAAGGGUUGGGAAGUCGUCUUCCAGGUAUCGCCACAUGGUAACCUACCGAUUCCCUCUGAGGAUGAUUACAACAACAUUGACCCCGUGACAUACGAGGGGAUUUUCUAUCAAGAGGAACAGGACUUCGGGGAAUAUAUUUUAGAACCAAACUCGUGGUGA